AUGUUAAUCUCGCUCUUCUGCCUCCCUCGGUCUCUAUCGGAACUCUCACUUCAUCACAAGUCGUCUCGGGUGGCGGCCAAACGGGUGUGUUUUCAGCCCCCCUACCCUCUUAGCAUCCUUGUUCAACUGCUCUGCUCAUGCCCCGAUUGGAAGGGCCUGGGAUUUUUGUCCGGCUGUCAUGCCAACAAGACGGGAUUUUUUGAGAAAACCAAUUCUUGCGCUACUCGAAGCAACAAGACGGCCAGGUCACAGUCGACAUUUUAA
Molecule: messenger RNA, 264 nt
Organism: Protopolystoma xenopodis
Lineage: Eukaryota; Metazoa; Platyhelminthes; Monogenea; Polystomatidea; Polystomatidae
Source: the annotation of a GenBank genome assembly